CAUUUCAUGUUACUAUUUCCGCCCCCAACUAAGCAAAACACCAAAAACAAAUACAAAGUCCACGCCUGCUACCGCCGCCGCCGCAGCAGCCACCGGUUUCCUCCUGAAAUAGAGCUCCCAUGGCUGAAACUCCAAAGAAAAGAUCCAAACAAACCCCUGAGCACCAACAGCAUGAUCUAUCUUCCUCAAAUGCCAUUACAAUCCCUGCAACCCCAGUAGCCCUAGACCCCACCCCUGUCCGCCGAUCUUCCCGCCUUUACACCAACCCAACAGCGGCCACUGCUCCACCUCCUCCACCACCACGUUUCACCCGCCGUAAAUCCCUCAAUUUCACAACCACCACCCCCACCCCCACCCCCACCCCCAAAACCCCCAAGAAACCAGCUCCCCAAAGUCAGGAAGAUGCUGCUAAGCAGAUUUCGCCUAUAUCCCCCGAUCGAUAUGAAACUAGGAGAAAAAGAAAAUUAGAUGAAGAAAAGAAUGCGGGUCUUGCGAAAAAUAAGGAUUUGAAAGGGGGGAAGAAAAGGGUUUAUUAUAGAAAAGUGGUUUAUGAUGGGGGUGAGUUUUCUAUAGGGGAUGAUGUCUAUGUGAAGAGGAGAGACAAUGCUGAAUCGGAUAAUGAGGAUCCUGAAGUGGAGGAGUGUGUGAUGUGCUUUAAGGCUGGGAGGGCGGUGAUGAUUGAGUGUGAUGAAUGCUUGGGGGGAUUUCAUCUCAAAUGUUUGAAACCACCUUUAAAGGAGGUUCCAGAGGGGGAUUGGAUUUGCAGGUUCUGCGAGGCAACAAAGUUGGGGAAAAAUGUUGAAUUGCCUGUGCCACCUGCAGGGAAGAAGAGGGCUAGGACUGCUAAGGAGAAGUUGCUUUCGAGUGAUUUGUGGGCAGCCCAUAUUGAAAGUAUGUGGAAGGAAGUGGAUGGUACUUAUUGGUUUCGGUCUCGAUGGUAUAUUAUUCCUGAGGAGACUGCUGCUGGGAGACAGCCACACAAUUUAAGGAGGGAGCUUUACAGGACUAACGAAUUUGCUGAUGUUGAGAUGGAAUCUAUCAUUAGGCAUUGUUAUGUUAUGAACCCUAAAGAUUUUAGCAAGGCUGCUGAUGAAGGAGACGACAUUUUCCUGUGUGAAUAUGAGUAUGAUGUAUGUUGGCACAGUUUCAAACGCAUUGCAGAAAUCUCAAAUAAUGAAGAGGAUGCUGAAGAGGAUGAAAGUGAUAAGGACUGGAAUUCUUGCGAAAUUACGGGCUCUGAUUCUGAAGAUGACACAGACUAUAAAAAAGAGAAGAUUAAUGGCUCCCAGCGUGGACCCUCAUUUGGUCCCUCAUUUGGUCAUUCAUUGGCUGCUAACUUGCGGAAGGGGCAAUUUUUUGGACUUCAAAAGAUUGGGGCAAAGAAAAUACCAGAACACACAAGAUGCCACAAACAAACAGAAAUUGGAAAAGCAAAAGCUAUGCUUCUACUGGCAUGCUUACCUAAGUCUCCACCUUGUAGGAAUAAAGAAAUGGAAGAAAUAACUGCAUUUAUCAAAGGAGCUGUAUCUGAUGGUCAAUGCCUCGGAAAAUGUCUUUAUAUUCAUGGAGUUCCUGGAACUGGGAAGACAAUGACUGUCCUUGCAGUAAUGAGGACCCUAAAAAUCGAAGUUGAUUCUGGGAAUAUCAAGCCUUAUUGCUUCGUUGAGAUCAAUGGUCUAAAGCUAGCCUCACCUGAAAAUAUCUACAGAGUAAUCUAUGAAGCUUUAACUGGACACAGAGUUAGUUGGAAAAAGGCUCUACACUUAUUGAAUGAGCGAUUCUCAAAUGGGACGAAUUGGGAAGAAGAAAAUAACAAGCCUUGCAUCCUACUCAUAGAUGAACUUGAUCUUUUAGUAACCAGAAAUCAAUCGGUUUUGUACAACAUUCUUGAUUGGCCUACCAAGCCACAUUCCAAACUAAUUGUGAUAGGUAUAGCAAAUACCAUGGAUCUUCCUGAAAAGUUGCUUCCACGCAUCUCGAGUCGGAUGGGCAUACAGAGGCUUUGCUUUGGGCCCUAUAACUACCAGCAGCUUCAAGAAAUCAUAUCUAGUCGCCUCAAAGGAAUUGAUGCUUUUGAAAAACCAGCAAUUGAAUUUGCUUCUAGAAAGGUUGCUGCUGUCUCUGGUGAUGCUCGCCGUGCACUGGAGAUAUGUAGGCGAGCGGCAGAACUUGCAGAUUAUCGCUUAAGAAAAUCACAAUCACUUAAUGAUUCCGCUGGUACAAGAAGAAGUCUUGUUGGUGUGGCAGAUGUAGAAGCAGCAAUAAAGGAAAUGUUCCAGGCUCCUCAUAUUCAAGUAAUGAAAAGUUGUUCCAAACUGAGCAAAAUAUUCUUGGCAGCAAUGGUGCAUGAACUGUACAAAACUGGAAUGGGUGAAACCAGCUUUGAAAAGUCUUACUCCUUGCUGCUGUGCUACCAUCUGAAUGCCUGAGUUAUGCAUCUUCACAUGGUUGCAAGCUGCCAAUUGCUUCCUUGGCACAUACAGCGCUAUCAUAUUUUGUUUGUCUUAUCUAUUACUUUUUCUAUUACCACAAGAUAGUAGAUACAACUUGCUGUUUCUUUGUGAUUUAUUUUUGAUUCCGCCAAACUGUCCUUGGGAUUUCUUUUUCCUUCUUUGUUUUUGGAUGUGGCACCAGGAGUUGGGGAAAGGGGAUGGGGGAUUUAGCUUUUUCGGGCUGUUAGGGUAGCUUGACUAUAUUGUUUGGUAUGAAAUCUGAUAUUCUGCAUCCAGCCUCCAGCUGCUGCUGAGAGGUUGUUGAAUGUUAGUUGAUGCCACAGCAGCAGCUGGAAAGUAAAAGAUUACAUUCAGUGUCAUUCAAAAAUUGAAUCUUCCCAUUUUUAUCAGGUUUUACUGUUUCUGUUUUGUGUUGACUUUUCUUUUAAGUUUUUAAAGAUUUUUUUUAAAUUAUAUUCUGUGGGAGAGGCUAUAAUAUUAUAUUGCUCUUCAGCAUAAUGUCC
This is a messenger RNA of Coffea arabica (coffee), 2956 nucleotides long. RefSeq names its product origin of replication complex subunit 1B. Gene Ontology annotation, molecular function: DNA replication origin binding; ATP binding; ATP hydrolysis activity. Gene Ontology annotation, biological process: DNA replication initiation; mitotic DNA replication checkpoint signaling. Gene Ontology annotation, cellular component: nuclear origin of replication recognition complex. The record is from RefSeq and is a predicted model, not a curated record. Lineage: Eukaryota; Viridiplantae; Streptophyta; Magnoliopsida; Gentianales; Rubiaceae.